Molecule: messenger RNA, 954 nt
Organism: Rotaria sp. Silwood1
Lineage: Eukaryota; Metazoa; Rotifera; Eurotatoria; Philodinida; Philodinidae
Source: the annotation of a GenBank genome assembly
AUGAUGAUUAAAUUAAUUCAAAAAGAAGGUUAUAUUGAUGAAAUUAAUACAAGAGAAAUUCUUAAUCAAUAUCAAACAAAUAUUGAAAAUGAAAAAUUUAAUAUUAUUUAUAAACAUAUUCUACGUCAUGGUUUUCUUACUAUUGAACAAAUAAUACAAUCAACUAAAUAUCUUAAUGAAGAUAUACUUAAAAAUCAAUCAAGUGAAUAUAAAACUAUCAUUCAAGAACAAUUUUUAAUUAAUAUACUUGAUCGUAAACAAUUAACUAAUAUACAAUUUGAAUUAGCAGCACUUAGUCAAAAUAUGUGUCGAUGUCAAGUUAUUCAAACAAAUAUAUUAAGUGGUUGGAAAAAUGAUAUUUAUCUUGAAUUUAAACGUGAACUUAAUAUAAUUGAUUCUGAUAAUUCAUUAGAUUCUAUACGACAUAUAACAUAUAAUAUAUUAUUAUUAAUUAAAGAAAAUGAUUCAAUUACUAAAAAACCAUUAAUGAAACAUUUUCAACAGCAUCAAAUUAUAUUUCAUGCAGAUUUUCAAUUAUUACUUAUUCGUUAUGGUAUGACAGUAUCAGAAGAUCUCAUGGAUUUAUUUAUUGUUAGUAAAUUAGCUAAAACUGAUGAAAUUAAAUCUUAUGCCAAAACAAUAUUCUGUCUUAAUAUAAUUAUAAAUAUGCUCAUUUGCUAUAUUUAUUUUUCAUAUAAAGGUGAUGUAUUAAUAGGCCAUUGGGCAUUAAUUCACUUAAAUAAAGAAGCACAACAACAAAACUAUAUACAUUUACAUCCAAUAAAUACAUUCAAUGCACUCAACGCAUUACAAUUAGAGUUCGAUUUUAAUAAUUAUGAUAUGAAAUUUUUACGUGAUUUAAAACUUUUAAGUGAUAUAUGGUAUAAAAGAUAUUUAUUAUCACAAACAAAUGAAACAGAUCGAAGAGUUUCAGAAAUAAUUGAUCACGAAUAA